CUGGAUCAAUUUCACUAUAAACAUCCCUGCACCCUGCUUGCCACGGACCCACCUUUAUGCUUGCCAACUUGCCAAGCUUGCCAAUCAACAAUCAACAGACUUGUCCAGUUCUUGUAAACUUGUCCGACUAGGGGUCGUGACGGUCGUGACCGGCCUCGAAUUUGACAACGGCGCGAAUCUUGAAUCAAACUAAUGUGUUUUUUUAUUGGUGAUUUACAAACGGGAUAGACUUCCUCAUUAAUCAGAAAAUUAUUUUGUUUGCCCUUCUUUAAAUACAAUAUCCUUUUCUUUAUCGUACCAUGUUUCUAAUUACGACUAUAAAAAAAAAUACAUAUUAAAUUUGAAAAUGAGGUUAAGUUGUUUUAGGUUAGAGGGGUUUUUAAAGUUUUUUUAAGGUAACUACGUAUUUCUCAAUAUUUCUAAUGAUUGUAUAUGAGGCAUAAUGUAAAUGAAAGUUUUAUGAAUGCUUUCAAUUUCAAUUUCGCCAUUUAAAAUAAACCAACAAAAUGCUAUACAUUUAAUGUGUUAUGUGAUUUGUGUAUACCUUACAUCUAAGUACAUACAAUGGAUAAACUAUUGUCCGCUAAUAUAAAAACGGUAUUUCAGUUCUUAAUUGAUGGCAGAAUAACAGUUUCAGAACUGAUAAGUAACACGUUGGAAAAAGCCCAUCGUCUGAAGAAAUACAAUGCUUUUAUAACUCUCACAGAAAAUGAAGCACAACAGAGAGCGCAACAGUCCACACAACGUUAUAAAAUCAAAAAACCUCUUUCAGAACUUGAUGGAAUUCCUAUUGCAAUUAAAGACAAUUUUUGCACAUCUAAUAUUAAAACAACAUGUGCAUCACGAAUGUUAUCUAAUUUUAUUCCAACAUACAAUGCUACAGUAUAUGAACGUUUAAUUACUGCUGGUGCUAUAUUAAUUGGGAAAACAAACCUAGAUCAAUUUGCAAUGGGCUCAGGAACAGUAGAUUCAGUUUCAGGACCUGCAAAAAAUCAUUGGAUGUAUAAUGAAAACAAUGAUAACUUUUAUAUAUCUGGUGGUAGUAGUGGUGGCAGUGCAAUUUCUGUAGCUACAGGAACAUGUUUUGCAGCUAUAGGUUCUGAUACAGGAGGAUCAACUAGAAAUCCAGCUUCAUAUUGUGGACUAGUGGGAUUAAAACCAACUUAUGGUUUGGUAUCAAGAUAUGGAUUAAUUCCUCUAGUGAAUUCCAUGGAUGUACCAGGAAUUCUUACUAGAACUGUUGAUGACUGUGUCGUUGUCCUUAACUGUGUUGCUGGAUUUGAUCCCAAAGAUUCAACAUCACUCACAAAACCAUAUAGAAAAAUCAGAUUACCAUCAGUUAACAAACUAAGUAUUAAAAACUUGAAAGUAGGUAUUCCUAAUGAGUAUCACUGUGAACAUCUAGAUGAAGAAGUUCUAGAUGUAUGGAAUGAAGUUGCAAAAUUACUUGAAUGUAAUGGAGCAAAAAUUCAGCAAGUGUCUAUGCCACAUACUGAAUACAGUAUUGUUUGUUACUCUAUUCUUAACCAGUGUGAAGUGGCAAGUAAUAUGGCACGAUAUGAUGGCAUUGAAUAUGGAUUUAGAGCUAAGGAAGAUGCAUCUACAGAAAAAUUAUUUGCUACAAGCAGAAGUUUAGGUUUUAACGAAGUUGUGAGAAACAGAAUUUUGACUGGCAAUUAUUUUCUUCUGACAAGAAAUUAUGACAAAUACUUUAAUCAAGCACUGAGAGUUAGACGAUUAAUUGUACAAGACUUUGAUGAAGUAUGGGAGAAUGUGCAAUUGCUGUUAACACCAACAACAUUAACUACAGCUCCUUUGUAUGAAGAUUUUGUGCAGAAAACAAAUCGAGACCAGUGUGCUUUACAAGAUUACUGUACUCAACCAGCAAAUAUGGCUGGUAUUCCUGCCGUAACAUUGCCUAUAAAAUUGUCUAGUAAAGGAAUGCCGAUAAGCUUACAAAUUAUGGGGAAAAAUUUAAGUGAACCAAUGCUCUUAGCUUUAGCAAAAUAUAUAGAAAAUGCUGUACAAUUCAAACAUUGCACUGAAAUUUAAAAUUUUUACAGUUG
This is a messenger RNA of Zophobas morio, 2066 nucleotides long. It is a transcript of the gene GatA, whose product is annotated as Glutamyl-tRNA amidotransferase, subunit A. The record is from RefSeq and is a predicted model, not a curated record. The transcript has 7 exons. The coding region runs from base 565 to 2052 and encodes 495 amino acids. Gene Ontology annotation, cellular component: glutamyl-tRNA(Gln) amidotransferase complex; mitochondrion. Gene Ontology annotation, molecular function: glutaminyl-tRNA synthase (glutamine-hydrolyzing) activity. Lineage: Eukaryota; Metazoa; Arthropoda; Insecta; Coleoptera; Tenebrionidae. Gene Ontology annotation, biological process: glutaminyl-tRNAGln biosynthesis via transamidation; mitochondrial translation.